Molecule: messenger RNA, 975 nt
Organism: Rotaria sp. Silwood2
Lineage: Eukaryota; Metazoa; Rotifera; Eurotatoria; Philodinida; Philodinidae
Source: the annotation of a GenBank genome assembly
AUGAAUAGCACUGGAAUUGAAGUAUUCGAAAACAAGAAGUUUCUACUUCAUCAUGUCAAAUUUUCAGUGUUACUUUUACUACAAAUUCCAGCCAUUGUACUUUCUAUUCUAAUCUUUAUCUUUUUUAUUAAACAUCGAACUGAUCUUCGUGCUCCGCAUAAUCAAGCUUUAUUUAUCUUACUUUUGGUCAAUUUCAUUCAGUUAUCAUUUGCUUUACCACUUCCACUUCAUUUCUAUCAUCAUAGUUAUGUUGAUCCAGCUACCCCAACUUUCUGUACAUGGUGGACUUUCUUUGAAUUUACUCUCUAUGUAACAAGUGAAUAUUUAAUGGCAACAAUUUCUGUUCAACGACACAUGCUCAUUUUUCAUGGACAUAUUUUACGAAUCCCUUGGAUGCGUAAUGUUCUGCAUAAUCUACCACUUCUUCUUUGUCUUAUUUAUCCAGUCACGUUUUAUUUUUUCGCCAUUAUUCUUUAUUCAUGUGAUGGUACACAAUGGGAUUAUACUAGUAAUUUGUGUGGUUUUGCUGAUUGUUAUCUUCUUUUUAAUAAAGUACUCGGCACAUUUGACUGGGCAUUCAACAAUGGAUUACCUAUGGUUGUAAAUGCAUUAGCCAAUUUAGCCUUAAUUAUGCGAGUGGUUCGACAAAAGCGACGUUUUCAACAAGCAUUAACAUGGCGACAACAGCGACGUAUGACAGUUCAAUUGCUCGCCAUUUCAAGCCUUUAUAUCAUUGCUUGGACACCAUGUCUCACUGUAGGACUUGUACAAAUACUUGGCUAUCCAACAUUUCUUGCUCAAAUUCAAACAGAUUUCUUUCUCGAUCUCAUCUAUGUUGUAUGUCUUUUUCUUCCAUGGGUAUAUCUAAGUUUACUUCCAGAACUAACCAAAUGGAUCAAAGAAUUGUUUCAUUAUCAACAAAAACGUAAUUUAAUUGCACCAAUACGAACCACUCAAUUUCAAACAAGACCAUAA